CUGUCACAAAGCGAAUGGUUUCGCCCAUGGACUGGCUCCAGCACUCAUAGCACACAAGAGGUCUACAAGAUACAGAUUUUUUUUUAUUUUUUAUUGUUGUCUGUCAACCAACGUCAGUCUUAUUACACACCAUACACACUGUGAAAAUAACUAUCCGGACCGGACGGUUUCUCUCAACAGACCCAUGUGUCUCCCGUAGUAACAGGCGGCUGUGUCGUUCGGAGGAGACCAGCUAAAGAGCUGCACUGCCGGGAACAAACAAGGCAUUCCUAUCCACCCCUCUGUCCACCCCCCCUUCCCCUCCCUGUUUCCUCUUGGGGCUGUAAAUAAGCUGGGGCUGUGUAGACCCUUGAGAGGCCAUCCCCCUCCCGCUCUUCCCCACCACCGCUAUCCCCUUCUAACUCCUCAGCCUACUCAGACUCUGCUGCUGCUCUUUAUGCUGCUGAAAGGCGCCAGGGAGAUGCUCAGAUGAUCCAUUGGGCCAUCCUGAUCCACAUCGUCCAUACAGCCCAAGACAGGGAAGACUAACUAGUGCAAGUGUGAGAGAGCCCUUGGAGCGUGCUGUGAGAACCCUGCGAGGCCCACCCGCCCGCCAAGCCUGGCAGAAAGCUUGGCUUGCCCCUUCACUCCUCCAGCCCCUGAGAUGCCCUCCCCUCCCAAUGAAGGAGAGGAUCAAGGAGCGUCCCCCGUGAACGGGCCAUCUGUGGGAUCCUACCACAGCAGUGGGAAGAGGAAGGUGCGCACCAAAAAGAAGAAAGGCACUAUCAGCGCCAAUGUUGCUGGCACCAAAUAUGAGAUCGUUCGUAUAGUCAUCAACGAAAUGGACUUUAUCAAGUCCCGAGAUGACGACGAGACUGCCAACCUCAUCUGGAAUGACUCGGCCGUGCAGCACGAGAAAAUCGCUGAGCUCAGGAAUUAUCAGAGAAUUAACCAUUUCCCUGGUAUGGGCGAAAUCUGCCGGAAAGACUGCCUAGCAAGAAACAUGUCCAAAAUGAUCAAGUGCCAGCCUCAAGAGUACAGCUUCAUACCCAAAACCUGGAUCUUCCCCGCUGAGUACACUCAGUUCCAGAACUACGUUAAGGAGCUACGCAGGAAACGCAAGCAGAAGACCUUUAUUGUCAAACCCGCUAAUGGAGCCAUGGGUCACGGGAUCUCGCUUAUCCGUAACUGUGAGAAGCUGCCAGCCCAGGAGCACUUUAUCGUUCAGGAGUACCUGGACAAGCCCUUCCUUAUGGAGGGCUACAAGUUUGACCUACGCAUCUACAUCCUUGUCACUUCCUGCGACCCACUUCGAAUUUUUCUCUACAACGACGGCCUGGUUCGCAUGGGCACAGAGAAGUACCAUGCACCCAGUGAGGCCAACCUGAGCCAGCUCUACAUGCAUCUGACCAACUACUCAGUCAACAAACACAAUGAGAACUUUGAGCGAGACGAGACAGUGGACAAAGGCAGCAAGAGGUCCAUCAGUUGGUUCACUGAGUUCCUCCGCACCAAUGACUACGAUGUGUCCAAGUUCUGGGGAGACGUCUCUGAGCUGGUGGUGAAGACGUUAAUAGUGGCUGAGCCCCAUGUGCUGCAUGCCUAUCGCAUGUGUCGCCCCGGCCAGCCACCAGGGAGCGACAGCGUCUGCUUCGAGGUCCUGGGCUUUGACAUCAUCCUGGACCGCAAACUCAAACCCUGGCUACUGGAGAUCAAUCGAGCUCCAAGCUUUGGGACCGAUCAGAAGAUUGAUUACGACGUGAAGAAAGGGGUGCUGCUCAACGCUCUAAAACUCCUCAACAUUCGAGCCAGUGAUAAGAAACGCAACCUGGCCCAGCAGAAGGCAGAGGCUCAGAGGCGGCUCUAUGGACAUGGCUCCAUGAAGAAACUCUCUGCUGCUUCCUCGGACUGGGAGAAACAACGUCACACACUGGAGCGGAGGAGAGAAGAGCUGAAAGAACGACUGGCACAGGUCCGCAAGCAAAUCUCCAGGGAGGAGCAUGAAAAGCAACAUCUGGGUAACUACAGACGUAUUUACCCCCCAGACGACAAGCUGCUGCUGGAGAAGUAUGAAAGCCUGCUCUCGGCCGCCUUUCAGACCUUCCUUGCCGGGCGAGCUGCCUCACUUCAAAAGGAAAUGAAUAAUCCUCUGAAACGAAUGAAGGAGGAAGACAUCUUGGAUCUGCUGGAGCAAUGUGAACUGGACGAUGAGAAGCUUAUGGGCAAAUCCUCCAGGCAACGAGGCCCUAAGCCCUUGACCGCCAUGCCAGAAUGCAGUCAGACACCAAGACGUCAACGACCUGACUACCUGGCUGACUUCACCAGUGGCAGCAGCGCCGAUAACUCCUGCUCUUCCUCAGAUGAAGAAGAGGAGGAGAGGAGGAAGUCAGGAGGUGGAGGAGGAAGAGGCGGAGAGAAGAGGGAGAAGAAAGUUUCCUACGACCUUGGGGAUAGCAAGGAGAAGAACUUGGCCGAGCGCUCAGGUCGCAUGCACUGGAAACCUCCAAUCAAGUCGCUCAAAACCAGCCCCGCCCCCUCUGCUUCCCCGACACUUUCUGGUCCAAUCAGGCGCUCCAUCUCCUGCCCUCGUUCAAUUGCCUCCCUCUCAUCACCCAGUGAGGUGCGGGCAUUGUCUGCCAGGCCUUCUUCUACAGUCCCUGUGGCCACUCCCCUCAUCAGGCCGAGCUCUGCCACGCUGCGCUCUCACUCACUGAGUCGCAGUGGCUCCGCCCACCGCGUUCCUCACAGCAACAGCCUGGGGACCAUCCACUCCCACAUAGGUGAUCCGCUGAUAAACCUAAGGAGUAAAGAGCAAGAGGCUGAGCUGGUGCGUCAAACUCUGGCCGCGCUCACCGCCAUGAGGAUCAGGUUUCCGGGCAAAACCGAGGAAGAGGCCGAGGCUGUGCUGGAUGAGAUCCUCGACAACUGGAAAUACCAUAAAUCAAAGGUGGCAUCCUAUUGGCUAGUGAAGCUGGACUCUACCAAACAACGGAAGGUGUUGGAUAUUGUACGAACCAAUGUACGCUCAGCUCUGCAGCGGAUCUGGAGGGAGCCGGACGUAGAUAGUCUCCACCUCUACCGGCUUUUUAACCGCAUCUUCAACCGGCUACUCUGGAGUCACGGCCAGGGGCUGUGGAACUGCUUCUCGAACACUGGUUCAUCGUGGGAGACCAUCUUCAGUAAGAGCAGCGAGGUGGUGUCACCCCAGGAGCUGCAGUGCUGCCGCCGGCUGGUCCAGCUGUGCCGAGAUUGCCUGUUGGUCGUCUACAAGUUUGUCUCAGAGUCCCGCGGCUCUUUGACCGGGCUCAGCCCCGAAUGGGACGACACCAGCUUACCAUUUGCCGCUGGACCAGCCUCUACCCAUGGCUCCACCCCUGCUGCUGUCGCUGCCGCUUCUUCUUCCUCCUCUUCCUCCGUCUCUUCGCCCCUCGACGCAGGUACUGGAACGCUGUUAGCAGGAGCUGCCUCACUGCUCUGUCUCGGUGGAAGGUGUCAUAGAAAAGUCUUAGAAAGGUAUCUGCUGCCAGUGACCUCCCAGUUCAUCAUGAAGUGGCCUUCGUCCAGCUUUGGCCGCAUCUCCUCGGCCAUGCCACGCUCACGCAGCCUUUUCGCCGCCAGAAUGGGCCACUUCUGAGGUCACCGUGGCAACCCUGGCUUCUGACACCUCGCCUUUUGACCUCAACACCUCCCCUCCCCUGACUCUAUCCCAGCCAAACUCCGAUCUCAGCAAGUCCAGUAUGGAUCUUAAUUUGGAGCAGCUCUGGACACCGUAUGGAGCCUCAUCCUUGGCCAAACCCCCCCCUGUGGAAGACCAACAAAGAAAGGCCAGGUGAUUUGGGACUGCUAAAGGGCCUUGUUCAGUUUAGACUAGUUUGGACCUGCCUAGACCAGCAGACCACCUGUACCCUCGACCCUCAUCUUUAGCCCCAGUAACACCAGACAAUGGGUUCACCCCUCUUUUCUCAUUGUAAUUGCUGUAUUAUACCUACUCACUGUACAGUUACAAGUCAUGGUACUGUAAAAAGAAAGAUUAACACACACUAAACAAUGCAAGGAUUAUUUAUUUAUGUACUUACUUAUUUUGUAUGGUAUUCCAUGAUGAAUGCAGUGAAUGCUGAUGCAGAAUGCAGAUAUGGAAUGAUAUUAACAAAGCUAUCCCUUGUUUGAGAAAGUGGAUGUAAAAAACAACAACAACAAAAAGCUUAUUUUUGCUGGCUGUAAUCAGUUAUUUUAUUUCUGAAUUUAAAUUAUUUCAUAACUUAUAUCAGAGGCUUUAUGUUUAUAAAUGUUUUAACAGUCACUUUAUGUUCUAGUUUUUACUGAAGAGAGGGUGCCCAGAAAACUCAAAAUGUUUAACUUUUGAAUGCUAAUGCUUCAUGUUUUACCUGUGUGAUAUUAAGUGCAGCACUAUUAAGCAACACAAUGUUUAGAAUGUCAGUGUAGUAAAGCCAAGCCUCUUUGCCUUGUAGAGAACGAGCUGACUUUGAAGCCACAGCGCAAAAGAGCCAAACUUCAGUCUCAGAGAGCACCCAGCUCCUAAUAUGCACUUGGCAGUUUGUCACAGAAAGAGAAAGUGGGUGCACAUUAAAAGUAGUGUUUGCAUGCUUAGAUUUUAGUCCCUCACCCAGAUGUAGUGGUUAGGACAGAGGAGCUGCGUUUGGAACAUACUUGAAGUUUUGUGUUGUCAUUAAUUAUUAUGUCUUUGUAUCGGCUGCACUCCGGAGGAGACACUUGUAGAUUUGUCGUCUUAAGUAUGGAUGAGUUCAGGAGAAUUACGCAAGUGUUGCAUCCAAGGACGUGCACAAGGUCGGGCUGAAGUUGCCCGAGAAACGGCUUAUUUGCUCCGUUUGCCUGAGCUGCCCCUUUGGAGAGGGAAACAAUAAGAAUAAUAAUGUAAUUGUUAAAGUUAGACCUAAUGAAAUCACCAGAUCAUCUAAACUUUUAUUACUUUUUGAUGCAUGUCUCAGCAGGACACAGAGAUGUGGUGGCUGUCCGUCAUGUGACACUGUAGUAUCAAAUUUGGUAUUGUUGUCCUUUGUGCGAGGGCUGAGGUUGUGGAAAUGAUUACCGAUGAAUAGUAUAACCAAUGGAAUGGCCUAUAAACUAAAAGAUCCAUAUAUUCUUCCAGACAAUGUGCACCUCGCCACGUUUGCAUCAUGUCACGCAACAUUGCCUUAUAUAAUGUCCUCACAUAAACCAAUCUUAGCUAGCUAACAUAUAGGGAGGUUUUUUUUUUUUUUUUUCGGGUUAGAGCAACAGCCCCUCCAAAUGUCCGUGCACGUCUCUGGUUGCAUCGCUUAGAGAGUUUGCAGCACAUUGAGUGACUCGGCUCAAAUGUACUGCAACAGUGGAGGUUUGCCUGGGACGAGCAGCUGCUGCCUUUUUCCCCACCGCACUGUACGUACAAGUGCCAGGGAUAUCAUGGAUGUGCCAAUAAUAAGCACAUCUACUUCAUGUGUUCAGUUGGGUUUUUAUUUAAGGUUAAUAUGCCAUGAAACUACUGUAGGACCUCAGUUAAAUAUAGUAUUAAAUGUUGAUAGGGAGAAAUGCAGUGUUAUAUGUUUAGUAGUUUCCUUGGCUCUGUGUGCUACCCCAUGAGAUGAUACAGUGACUAGACUCUUAAAGAUGGUAGUCUGUGAGCAGCCUGUGCAGUACAGUACAGUGUGCAUUUUAUAACAUUAAUUCUGACUGUGCUAAAUCUGCUCAAAUUGAACUCUCCCCAUACACUGAACAUCAAUUCACAAUGCCAAAUAUGUUUGUUUUGCCUGAUUUUAUUUGUGUUAUUUAAGAGUAGUACUUUUUCAUCAGAGGUAUGAGAUUUUUAAUUUUACAUAGCAAUAAAAUGUUUAAACAAA
This is a messenger RNA of Dicentrarchus labrax (European seabass), 5834 nucleotides long. RefSeq names its product tubulin tyrosine ligase-like family, member 7 (gene ttll7). Gene Ontology annotation, molecular function: tubulin binding; tubulin-glutamic acid ligase activity. Gene Ontology annotation, biological process: microtubule cytoskeleton organization; protein polyglutamylation. The record is from RefSeq and is a predicted model, not a curated record. NCBI's taxonomy places the organism in Eukaryota, Metazoa, Chordata, Actinopteri, Moronidae. Gene Ontology annotation, cellular component: cilium. Bases 644 to 3613 code for a protein of 989 amino acids. The transcript has 23 exons.